Messenger RNA from Jatropha curcas, 1253 nucleotides. Its product is annotated as Big1. Lineage: Eukaryota; Viridiplantae; Streptophyta; Magnoliopsida; Malpighiales; Euphorbiaceae. The record is from RefSeq and is a predicted model, not a curated record.
ACCUGCCCAGAAAUGGAUAUUCAAAUAUUCUUAGCAACUAUUGAUUUCUAGGAAAAUCUCCUGCUUAGUCUUUAUUAAUUGACAAUUCACUGGAGUUCAGGGGUUAUCCAUAUACUUGUUAUCAGUUUGUCAGUUUCUGCAAUUUUUAUAUUAUACCUACCAGUCAAUUUUUAUUUUCCUUGGGCAAGUGGAUUUUAUUUUUUUUGAGGUAAGUCAAGUUUUAUUUGCGUGAGGCCAGUCAAUUCUUCAUCUGCCUCAAGUUGUUUAUAAGAGCCUUUGUAUAUCAAUGCACACACAUAAACAACUAACCUUCCUAUAUGAUGAGGCAGAUUUUGCAGGUGAUAAGACCAACAAGCUAAUCCACCAGUCAGUUGAAAGUUAGGUUGGAUUAGCGGCUCUGGAGGGUUAGCCAUGGUGUUUGCGCUUCAUGGCUUUGAUUGAUGUCUCUCUUUUUUUAAUCUCAUACUGCUGGUAGUAAGACAAGUGGAGAUUGAAUUAGCCAAAAGAUGAAGCAAACAAAACUCGAAAAAGAAAAUUGCAGCACAAAUACCAAAAAAUCAAUUCCGCCACCUCCACCUCCACCUCCCCCUCUGCCACUUCCAAGAUACUGGGUCCGCAAAAGUGCCGCUGAAAGUGUGACUAAUCGAGAGAUUGCUAAGUUCUGGAGGCAAAAGCGUUUCGAGGAAGAGGAUCACCUUCUUGCUGCUAUCAAGGCAGCAGCACGUGCCAGAGCUCGCAAUCUUACGGAAGAUGACUACAAACAAUUUGAAGAGUCAUUGAAGGAUAACAAUGGCACCAAUGAUGGUAAGGAGGAGAAUACCACUGUUUCCUUCAAUACUACAAAAGAUGAUCUGAACAAGGAAGUGCGAGUUGGCAUAAAAGACUGGUGGACCAAGAGCAAGUAUGCUUAUCUAAAUCAGCCAGCCAUUGAAUCAAUGGAUCCUCAAAAGAGAAGAAGUUCUAAUUACAUUCCAAAUUGUUUCUCAUUUAAGCCCACUCCUCUAUAUCCUACUUCUCUUGGAGUCUUCUAGCUUCAAUUCAUUUAUACAGAAAAAGUUGGUUUAUAUACAUGAUGAUCUCUUUUCUGGGAGAUUUAUGGCUUCUACGUUUUAAAUAAGUGUGCUUCUACAUGUUAUUUAUUUAUGAAGUCUUUCCUUGUUUUUCUUAGAACUUCCAGAAAAAAAAACAAGGAAAGAGAGAUUCUUUGUAAUAUCUAAAACAUGCAUAUAUAAAUAUGGAUUGUUUUUUUUUUU